This is a messenger RNA of Penaeus vannamei (Pacific white shrimp), 922 nucleotides long. The record is from RefSeq and is a predicted model, not a curated record. NCBI's taxonomy places the organism in Eukaryota, Metazoa, Arthropoda, Malacostraca, Decapoda, Penaeidae.
ACCAAAAUCCUUCUUGCUCAUAAACGCGAGUCUCCGAAGAGACUAGUCCAAAUGUAAACAAAGAAGAGACGAGCAAGAGGCCGGUGUGAGAAAGCAGGCCUAUAAAGAAUGGAGAAUGAAAACCCCAUAAAGACACCUGUCGAGGAGACAGAAGGAGGAUGGUUGCAUCAGUUGGUUGUAUACGCUGCCAGGAAUCCAUGGGAGUUCUGUUGGUACCUUCUGCUUGCUCUUUCUCCACUUUUCUGUAUCUCAGCCGUCCUCUCGUGGAAACUGGCAAAGGCACUGGAGGCACAGGAGAAGGAAAAGAACCGAAAGGACAAGAAAAAAGCCAACAUGAUGAAAGUUAAACGAGGGAAAGCUAACUGAUGUUUAGCCAGUCAGUGGAUCUGCCAUUGCUUUGCCCAUUGGCACUCACAAAGCUCCUUCCAGCUGUGAUCUGUCGGCCAAGUAUUUUGUGGCUUAUGUAGAAUGUUGUGGCACCCCUUGAGAGUGCCCUUCAGAGCUGUAUCUGACAUCUCACGCUUGGGAAAAUUGGUAGAAGUGACACACAUUAGACUUUCAUCAAUCAUAUCCCCCCCUCCUCCUCCCCUUUUAUAUUUCUAAACCCCGGCCUUCCCUCUGCUGUUAUGCUGUGAAUCCUGACCAACACGUUUUAUAUCUUGGGCUUUUGAUGCAGAUAGCAUGUAGUGCAUCUGCCACAAAACAAAACAAAACAAAAAAACUAUUAAAAAAAGAAAGAAACUGGCCUCAUUUAGAUUUCUGGAAGUGUCUCCUUUUUAUAAAUAACUUUGUAGUGUUUAUGAGGGUGUUGUGUUUUGAUUGAGACUAUGUGGGACUUGCUAAUCCCCCCCCCCCUAAAAAAUAAUAAUAAUGAAAAUAAAAUAAAUAUUAAUAAAAGUAAGUAGAUAAAUGAUAAUAAUUA